AAAUAGCUGGAGAACUUUGCGGUCCUUGUCCUUGGUGAUUUUACCUUCACCUAAAAUGAAAUUAUUUUAGAACCCUAGGGGCUAGGGUAUGUAGCUGGGUCGGCCUUCAAGCUCCUUCAGAUACAGAACCAGCACUAGAUUAUGAGCUCCGGCUCCUCCGUUCUCGACCUCGGUUGCGCCCCCGGCGGCUGGCAGAGCUUGGGUCCAUUACGUAACGGCGGCUCCAAAGAAGGUCAAGGUGCGAUUCUAGGGUUCAGACCAUCUCCGCCGGCUAAAAGGUCUUUCCCCCAAGGAGAACGGGUUCUGCAUGAUUCUCUCGGAUAUGUGCCUUGGAAGCAGAAUUCGCACGAUGCUUCUUCUUCGGAGUGUUGAAAGUUGGAGGGCACCUUGCUAUUAAGGUUCUCGAGAGUGAGGAUGCAAAAGGUUCUUCCUUGCUAGCUUACUUGUCUGCAUCAUAUAUGAUUGAUGUGUUGUUCAAUUCAAUUGCUUUUGGUUGUGUUUCUAAUGUGUUGUUGUUUGGUGGAAGACAUCGUGGCUCAGACCUAAAGCUACAAGGCCUUCGUCAAGAGAGAAUUAUUUGAUAUGUUCAAGGUUUAAAGCCAGAUGCUAAGAAUUGAGAUAUAGAUUCUUUUGCACUAUUUGUCCGGGGAAAUGUUAGGCAUCAAUUUGCUUGCAUUGCACAUCUUGGUGUCAUGAUGCUAAUUAUUGUCAUUGUGAAAUUCAUUAUUUUCUAGCUAGUAUUUUUUAUGCUUGUUACUUGUUAGACUACUGGUUAUAUGUAUGAGGAGGGUGGUGAGACUUGAGAGGUUAUGAUUAAUUUGUGAUUGCAAAUUUCCAAUGU
This is a messenger RNA of Glycine soja, 841 nucleotides long. RefSeq lists its product as uncharacterized. The coding region runs from base 142 to 372 and encodes 76 amino acids. Lineage: Eukaryota; Viridiplantae; Streptophyta; Magnoliopsida; Fabales; Fabaceae. The record is from RefSeq and is a predicted model, not a curated record. The transcript has a single exon.